Messenger RNA from Boleophthalmus pectinirostris (great blue-spotted mudskipper), 2397 nucleotides. RefSeq names its product cadherin-18. Gene Ontology annotation, cellular component: catenin complex; adherens junction; plasma membrane. Gene Ontology annotation, biological process: cell morphogenesis; multicellular organism development; calcium-dependent cell-cell adhesion. Bases 1 to 2397 code for a protein of 798 amino acids. Gene Ontology annotation, molecular function: calcium ion binding; cadherin binding. Lineage: Eukaryota; Metazoa; Chordata; Actinopteri; Gobiiformes; Gobiidae. The transcript has 11 exons. The record is from RefSeq and is a predicted model, not a curated record.
AUGAGGAUACCGGCUUCCUCCUCCCUUUGCCCCGUUUUGGUGUGUCUCUGCUUUAUCCAGAGGUGCUGCGGGGCCAGCCAUCAUGUCGCGGCUAAAGUCCCGACCGCUAAGAACCAAACCAAACUGCCCAACGAUGAGAAGGAGGUGCACCAUAGACCCAAACGAGGCUGGAUCUGGAACCAGUUCUUUGUUUUAGAAGAACACAUGGGGCCAGACGCACAGUAUGUUGGAAAGCUUCACUCCAACUCGGAUAAGGGCGAUGGGUCUGUCAGGUACAUUCUGAGCGGAGAAGGAGCCGGGACUAUUUUUAUCAUCGACGAGGUGACUGGAGAUAUUCACGCCACCAAGAGUCUGGAUCGAGAGCGGAAAUCGCACUACGUCCUGCACGCGCAAGCCCUGGACCGCAACACGGAGGACGCCCUCGAACCCAAGUCGGAAUUCAUCAUCAAAGUUCAGGAUAUCAAUGACAACGCUCCCAAAUUCCCAGACGGGCCCUUCGUAGCAGACGUGCCGGAGAUGUCGGAAGUGGGUACGUCGGUGUUGCAGGUCACGGCGACUGACGCGGACGACCCCACCUACGGGAACAGCGCCAAAGUGGUGUACAGCAUCCUCCAGGGGCAGCCGUACUUCUCCGUCGACCCCAAAACAGGAAUCAUCAGGACGGCGUUGGCGAACAUGGACCGCGAGGCUCGGGAGCACUACAGCGUGGUGAUCCAGGCCAAAGACAUGGCGGGCCAGGUCGGAGGUCUCUCUGGGUCCACCACCGUCAACAUCACGCUCACCGACGUCAACGACAACCCGCCCAAGUUCCCCCAAAAAAACUACGAGCUGUACGUGGUGGAGUCGGCGCAGGUGGGAAAACCGGUGGGAAAAAUCAAAGCCAACGACGAGGACAUCGGGAUCAACGCGGACAUUAAAUACAGCAUCAUCAACUCGGAGGGCGCCAACACCUUCUCCAUCUCCACAGACAGGGACACGCGCGAGGGCAUCAUCAGCCUCAAGAAGCCUCUGGACUACGAGAGGAAGAAGACGUACACUCUGCACAUCGAGGGCACAAACACUCACGUGGAUCCCAGGUUUUCUUAUUUGGGCGCGUUCAAAGACACCGCGACUUUGAAGAUCUCCGUGGGCGACGUGGACGAGGCGCCGGUCUUUUCUAUGGAUUAUUAUAUCAUGGAUGUUUACGAGAAUUCUCCCAGCGGCACCGAAGUGGGCACGGUGACAGCUCGCGAUCCAGACAGCAACAACAGCCCUGUUAGGUAUUUCAUGGAGGAGAGCGAGGAGGAGCAGUUGUUCAGCAUAAACGAGAGCAGCGGGGUUAUCAGGACCACGCGCCCUCUGGACCGCGAGGACAGGCCCUGGCUCAACGUCACCGUGAUGGCGGCGGAGGUUGGGAACCCGAGCCUGGUGAGCAGCGUGGUGGUGACGGUUCAGGUUCUGGACGUGAACGACAACCCUCCAGAGGUGCCCUCAGACGAAGAGGUCAUCGUGUGUGAGAGCUCCAGACCCGGACAGGUGAUCCAGACGGUGACGGCGGUGGAUAAGGACGACUUUGCCAACGGACAGAGGUUUUCCUUCGCUCUUCCAGAACAUUCCGCCGCUAAUCCCAACUUCACCCUCAAGGACAACCAAGACAGCUCCGCCAGCAUCAUCGCCAGACGCCGACGCUUCAACCACCUGACGCAGGAGCUGUACGAGCUGCCCAUCGUGGUGUGGGACGGCGGGGAGCCCUCCCUGACCGGGACCAGCACCCUGACCCUGCGCGUGUGCCCCUGUCAGAGGCACGGCAGGACCAGAGUGUGCCAGAGCCAGGCCUUCCUCACCUCGGCGGGACUCAGCACCGGGGCUCUCAUCGCCAUCCUCCUCUGCAUCGUCAUCCUGCUGGCCAUCGUGGUCCUCUUCAUCACUCUGAGACGGAGUAAGAAAGAACCUCUGAUCAUCUCCGAGGAGGACAUCCGAGAAAACGUGGUGACCUACGACGACGAGGGCGGCGGCGAGGAGGACACGGAAGCCUUCGACAUCAUCGCCCUUCGCAACCCGGCCGCCGCGGAGGAACUCAAAUUCAGGAGAGACGUACGGCCAGACGCCAGACCGCAAAGCACUGCUCCGGCACGCCACAGCUCCGCCAGCCCCUCCGUGGACCAGGAAGACGUCCACGAAUUUAUCCGACACAAACUCGUGGAGGCGGACUUGGAUACGAGCGGUCCGCCGUACGAUUCGCUCCAAACUUACGCUUUCGAAGGUCAAGGAUCUCCGGCAGGUACGAUAAGUCCGCUAGACUCUUUCGGAACGCAGUCGGAACAGGAUUACAAUUACCUGGACGACUGGGGGCCUGAGUUUCAGAAAUUGGCGGAAAUCUACGGAGACGCAGACUCAGAUGUGACGACCUCAAACUAA